CAAUUUUGGGAUUUUUGUUAAGAUAACAUGUCACAAGACAAAAACUUAACAAAGGGACUAAAAAGGGGUCAGAUUUCAAACUUUAGGAAAGGGGUCAGAUUUCAAACUUUAGGAAAGGGGUCAGAUUUCAAACUUUAGGACCAAAAAGUGGGUUUUUUAAGUAGGGGACUAAAAUGGAGCUUUUUGCCAAAGUAGAGGGACCAAAUUGGGGUUUUAACCUUUAGGCAUCACACCUAAAUCACACAAUCAAGAUUGCUUCUCACAAUCUCAAGAGAAAAGUCUUGUUGAAAAGAUUUAAUCCUCAUAUAAAACACCCAAAGACUCCUAUGUUGACCCUUAAAGUACUCUUAAUAAGAUCUAAUCCUAAUCUAAAACUAGGAAAACACACUUAGAAUAAUAAUAAUUCCAUAACAUUCCCUAAAUACAUUAAAAACCCAUUCAUCACAAAUAUUCUAUGGUCUUUUGUUUAGACUUUAGAUUUAUUUGGUGUGCUUCCAUGUGUUACAAGAGGGAUAAAGGAGUGAAGUGUAUGAUGGAAGGGUGUGUUAUAGGUGGCUUAGGCUUGCAAGAGUGGUUUAAGGGAGGAGCUUUCUUUGUAUUGCAAGGUUAUUCAUUACAUGGUCAUGUAGAUGAUAAAUUGACAAACAUUUGCAUGAUAUUGGAGGGUGAAUAGGGUAGGCAGGCAUCUGUCUAAUGCUUUUGUUGAAAGUGAUAUCUAUGUUCUUCAAAUAGGCCAAGUGAAAUUUGUGACAUCUUGUGUGUUGAGCCCAACUUGUAGUGAAUAGGCAUAGCCAGGAGUUUGAUCGGCAAUUGGUCACUCCUAUUCCUUGAUUCUUCUACUAAUCUUCCUCUUAACAGUCCAACAUUAGAACCCCCUUGAAACCUCCCAGAUGACAUGGCUAGAAAGUAAAACUAGUUCUACAACUUGUACUUGGCACCAUAGGGCAUGCAGAACUACAUAUCUUUCAUUUAUUCUUUUCCUUUGAAUUCCUAUACACUGUGAUUUUCAUUUUAAGUUGCUGUUUUCUAUGGGCACAUUGGAAAAGAAAAAUAUUUUACCAAUUCAGAAUGACACACAGUUACAGAAAGAGGUAAUAUAACAUGUUAUCAUAAGAGAAAAAUAAAAAUUAGGAAACGACAUUAACUACAUUUGGUAGGCAAGAAACCAUUUAUCUAUUUUCAACGUCUUUCUUUUCUCUCUCUCUCUUUUUUAUUUUUUGUAUUAGAGUCAUCAUCUUUUGCAGCACAUUAACCCACUAUGUUUUCAUAAGCUACCUUAGAAGAGAAAAUCAAGCAGUUAAAAACUGAGAAGUGGUUUCAAUUUUCAGAAAACUGAGUGCAGUCCGCCCUGUGCAGACUGCUCUUCUUAUAACCAUUGAUAGAGGGGUGCUGACCCCUGAUAUCUGGAACCCAUUCCUCCAUCAAUGUUUAAAAGUAUGGCAGACUGCACUACAUCACUCUUCAAUUUUAUAAUUGUUUAAAUAUUACAAAUUCGCACCCAAAAACUAUAAGUAUAGCUGCAUUUGUUAAUACAAAAUUGAUAAUAUUUUUUUGGUCUUUCAUUGAAAUAUAUGAACACUUGUUUUUGUUGGUGGGUUUAUUACUGUAGAUUUUCAAUAUUGGAUAAAGGGGUAAUUGUAGG
This is a messenger RNA of Rubroshorea leprosula, 1642 nucleotides long. NCBI's taxonomy places the organism in Eukaryota, Viridiplantae, Streptophyta, Magnoliopsida, Malvales, Dipterocarpaceae. The record is from the annotation of a GenBank genome assembly.